CACGCGAACGGGGCUGGCCCGAGGUCGCGGCAGGAGGGAGCCGCCGGUGAUGCCGCCGCUGCUGCUGCUGCUGCUGCUGGGGCCAGCGGCGUGGGCUGCCCCCAGGGCCGGCUCCAACAGGCCCGAGCCCCCCGUGGCUGCAGUCGUGGACCCGUACCCUGACCCACUGAGCCCGGAGUCGCCUGCACUGCUGCUGCUGAGGAGCGCCGUGCGGAGCCUGGGGCCCCCGGAGCGGGACGUGGAGGCCAUGACACGGGAGCAGGCCCUGCUCUACCUCUUCGUGCUCCACGACCACGACCAGAGCAGGCGCCUGGAUGGGCUGGAGCUGCUGCAGUUACUUGGCACGGUGCUGGCACAGGCUGGGGGGCAGCCUGACCCUGACAUGGUGGCUGCACUGGUGGACCAAGCUCUGGCAAGGCAGGACCUGAAUGGGGAUGGGCUGCUGGACCCCUCUGAGCUGCUGGACCCCCCCGAGGUGCUCUUGCCUGGUCAGGACAAGGGUCCCCCAGAACAGCCCCCACUAGAGCAGCAGGCAGGGGUUGGGGCUGUGCCUGGCGGGGGCACGGAGAUGCCAAGGCAGGACCUGGGGUUGAAAAGCCCAGGACAGGCAGCCACUGAGCCUGGAGACCCCCAGACUGGAGACCCUGAGGCUGGAGACCCCCAGACUGGAGCCCCUGAGGAUGGAGACCUCCAGACUGGUGCCCCUGAGGAAGAAGACCCCCAGACUGGAGCCCUUGAGGAUGGAGCCCCCAAGAUGGAAUCCCUUGAGGUGGAAUCUCCCAAUGCUGAGGCCUUGGAAGCAGAAAUAAUUCCUGAGGCCAAAGCCCCCAGUACUGAUACCACAGAGGAAGAGGAAGCCCCUGAGGCUGAAGCCCCUGAGGAGCAGGCAGCCCCAGCCUGGAGGGACCAUGGGGAGGGGUAGGCACUGGGGGCUCUGGGAUGCUACUCCCUGCCCUGCUCAGGGCACAGAGGGGCAGGGGAUGGCCAAGCAGGGCUGGGGU
Molecule: messenger RNA, 1001 nt
Organism: Passer montanus (Eurasian tree sparrow)
Lineage: Eukaryota; Metazoa; Chordata; Aves; Passeriformes; Passeridae
Gene: CGREF1
Product: cell growth regulator with EF-hand domain 1
Exons: 6
Coding region: 50-922 (290 amino acids)
Source: RefSeq, a predicted model, not a curated record